GAUAAUCGUAAACUUUCACCCCGAGAGAAAAAUCGCGAUCUGUGGAAUUCCUUAAAAAGUUGAAAAGUUUGAUUAAAAAUUGUGGACUUUGCAGGAUUACAUUAGCUCGUUCGCUAGUUCAUGUCAGUCUGCUUCCGUUGACGGUGAACAAGCGCUGAAAAUGUUCUGAUAGUAACCAAAAAGUGCAAGACAAAGGAACCUGCUUUUCGCAAUCGUCGACUGCUGCGCUGCUGUCUUGUAUUUUUUCGUUCUUCAUUCCGUAAACCAGGGGUCCCAUUUUCGGUGGCAUAGUCCCACCGCAAUAGUGUACCGUGGAUUGCACACGGAAACCUCCCGGAAGUAGUUAGCUCGUUGGCGAGAUGUCAAAAACGGUGCGAAGACCCACGGCAGGAAUUCAUCCCAGCUGCUAUCAGCCUGCUCGAUUGGAGGAGCGUCGGAACAAUGCCCGGAAGCUACGGCAGGAGCGGCGACGGAAGCCGGAUAAACCGGAUGAUUUCGUGACCUAUGAGGAUAGCGACAGCGAAGAGGAAACUCCGGCCCAGCAGCACCAGAUACUGAGCACUUCGUUCAACUUUGUCGAUUACAUCCGCAGCCGGGAGUCAGAUCUGCGGGAGGAACGAACCAUGGACCCAGCGUACGCCAGCCGACACAUUUUGACGCACGAUAUGUUUAAGGAGACGCCCAUCUCGCUCGGGAACAUCAACAAAGUAUUCUGCUCCCAGUGGCUCAGCAAUCGACAGGUUGUUUUCGGAACCAAGUGCAACAAGCUAAUGGUCUAUGACGUGAACACCCGAAAGGUCGAUGCUAUCCCAACGUUGCCAAACAGCCGCGGCGCAAGUCCGGACACUCAGUCCGGAAUCCACGCCUGUCAAAUCAACCCAAGUCACAGCUUGCUGGCAACGGGAGCCCGACAUUCUGCUGAUAUUGCCAUCUACCGGCUACCAACCCUGGAUCCACUUUGCAUAGGUGAAAACGCCCACCGAGACUGGGUCUUCGAUAUGUGCUGGUUGGAUGAUCAGUUUCUGGUAUCGGGAUCACGCGAUACCAAACUGGCACUGUGGCGGAUCAACGAGGAUACGAUGGAGUUUCCGGUAGCCAAGGAAGGCGAAGAGCAGGAAACGGUACCAACAUAUGCUCACAUUUCACCCAUAUCGGUCAAAGAGUGCCGGGGUGCUCAGAAGAUUCGGGCAAUCUGUUUCAACAAGGAAUAUCGCGAGCUGGCACUGCUUUCCUUGAACGGCUACAUGCAUCUGUUCAAUGCUGAAACUUUCUCGCAGAAAAUGUCCCGAAAGCUACCCAACUGUCAGGAAAACGUUUGCAUCGCUUGCCAACCUAAUGGUUUAUACGCCGUGGGUUGCCGGUCUUAUACGUUGCUACUGGAUCCCCGUACUUUACAGCCCGUUAAGAAGAUCGCCUCACGCUACAGUGGGUGCGGCAUUCGAUCGGCAAGCUUUCAAGGUAACAUUUUGACCAUUGGAACUGGUCUGGGUAUGCUUAUGUUCUACGACAUCCGAGCCGGAAAGUAUCUCGAAUCGCAAACCAGUGCAUCGCGCACGGUUGUACUCAAAGCCAGCCGAGGAUAUGUCGCACAAUUCCCAGAAGAGGAGAUGGAUAAUUUCCAGCAAAUUAAGUACGUUCCGGCUAUUUACACGCACUGCUACGAUGGCAGUGGUACAAGACUGUUCACGGCUGGAGGCCCCCUGCCGGCGACACUCAUAGGAAACUAUGCGGGAAUUUGGCAAUAACUCUUGUGCGAGUGAUGAGCGUGAACCCGAACCCCAGACUCGGAUCGCACAUUAACACGAUCCCUUCCCUAUCACCCUCCCCUAUCUAGGACAAAUGGUAUAACAUUAUUUAUUUACUUUACUAUAUGGUAUAAUAGUAUCCUCUUAACUACAUGAAAGCUACGAAAAACAGUCUCAGCGAAAUUCUAUACGCAAGCAAAAACAAGCAGGUUUUGUUCAAAAUUUCAAGCAUGGUGUAGCCUAUUAUGAUCUUAGAAGUUUAUUUUAGUUAAAGUUUUUUAUGUUAAUAAAUUUUCACAUCUUCAAAUAAACAUUAUUUUUUUCAAGAUUUGGUAGCAAUUAAAUUCAAUAUUUGUUUUUGUUUUUUACCAAAUUUUUGUAACUGAAAAAAAUUACGAAUAACACAAUUAGACCGGAACAAAUAUCAAACUUUUCUUUUGACCUUCCCUUCGGUUUUUUUUUCAAAAAUCCCAAAGGGAGGAAUAAAUAAAGUUUAAGGAUUUUUAUUGAAAAUUUUGAUAAAUUCUUCGAAAAUUCAAACAAUUGAUAGAGUGGAAGUCAAACUGUACAAGAUAGGAAUUGUAUAUCCUUUCAAAUUUUCGAAGCUAUGAAACUCGGUUUAUCAAUAUUGUGCAAUAUAGAUUGUAUGCACAUGUAUGCAAGUUUGUUGCGUACUAUCUUUUAUCCAAUUUGUUACAAUUUAUCGAAAAUUUGGAUUAUGUUUUUAUUAUACCCCCCCUUUAAAAUACCCUAAAAAAACUUGUCGCAGUUUCAACUACAAUUAACACCACUCGAAAGAGCUGAAAGGCAAAUAUGACGUCGAUAAAAAUGAAUAUUUUUUCUAAAAGAAUUAAAAAAAACAAUGAUUUCACUUCCAUUUAGAAGAUCAUGUGUAGCGCAAUCAUCGGAGAUUUGGUCAAGUUGGAUCGAUUUAACUUUCUAGCUGGUAUUGUAUAUGUAAGAGGAUGUAAUCUAUAAACCUAUAAUAGAGAAAGACCACCAUACAAUCCCUAUCCGUACAGAACGAUUUUCAACGAACGCGAGCAUGAAAACUGUUCAACGACUGUUGGAAAAAGUAAAACUCACAACUUUAAGACAGAUAACAGAUAGCAAAAUGAGUUAAGAGUUAGCUUUGUUUAGAUUCGGUGAUUCUUCUUUAAGGCAAAAACAAAAAUAGAUCCAUAUUUUAUAUUUACGCGUUUUCUAAUACCUAACAACGGUUUAUAAAAUUAGUUUUACAACAUUUCGCAGAAUAUUUCUUCGAGAACGCAGAGAACGGAAAACUAAUUUGCCACUUGUAAAGGGAUAGUUUGAGGCGUCUAGUGUUCGGAAUUUUCUAAACUUGCGUUUCCACAACUUGCGUACCCCAGUCUCAAUUUCGAAAGAGCAGCCAGGGUACACAGAUGAAACAUACUGAAUUAGGUAAGCAUACAUAGGUAUUUCUAAGGAGCUAGGAUCGGUUCUCCGUGGUCCAAAUCUGACACUAAAACGAUGAUGCUCAAACUUAAACUGUUUUGAACAUGACGGACCGGAGAAACCGGAUAUGAACGAGUAUAAACGAGAGAAAGAAAAUACGUUACGCGAUUAGGUUUAGUGGCAAUCGUAACAACAAAAGGAAUACAGAAACUAUUAAAACAAAAGUAUAAACUUGAAAGAAAUAUAAAUUGAUAAGUU
Uranotaenia lowii is the source of this 3419-nucleotide messenger RNA. RefSeq names its product DDB1- and CUL4-associated factor 12 homolog (gene DCAF12). The transcript is spliced from 4 exons. Gene Ontology annotation, molecular function: protein binding. Gene Ontology annotation, cellular component: Cul4-RING E3 ubiquitin ligase complex. Lineage: Eukaryota; Metazoa; Arthropoda; Insecta; Diptera; Culicidae. The record is from RefSeq and is a predicted model, not a curated record. The coding region runs from base 360 to 1745 and encodes 461 amino acids.